GAAAAACCCACGAAACUAGGUCAAAAGAAAGGUAGAGGCAGAAGUGGUAGAACGUCACUAUAGUGAACCUCAGCCACUUUCGACGAACCACCGCAGUCAGAACCGGGCGCGUUCCGAUCUCCGAAGUCCGAAAAAACCGCCAGACACGGCACCGUGGCUGCGUGUAUGUGCCACGCAAGGCCAGUUGGGUUCGUUUCUUCGUUUACUUCCGUUUCGAAACCGGUGGACUUGGGCAAAGAGGAAUUCUUAAGGGUUGUUGUCCACUAUGUAACGGUCGAUCUCUUCGCACCUGACUAUCCAUGACUGGAGCCGCCUUCUUCCCCUCCAUGACGGACAUGCGAAGGCGGUCGACUUGUUUCCAGGCCAUUCUGCACUGCAAAGCUGAUGAGGCCUUCCUCUUGUCACCAUUCAAAACCAUGAGAUAUGAUAUGACCCCUUUUGCCUAAACAGCAGGUUUGCUUUCAAGGCACACCAGGUUCGUGCCAUAUGGGGGACAUCUAGGGACUCUUGUUUCGGGACAUUUUGGGGUGGAGCUUGGGUUAAACCGGUCCAUAGAAAAGGGCAGGUGAUGCUUCUUCGAGGCCCAUAAGCAUUGUUUGAGAUCCUCCCAGAGAUGGGGUCACCAGACCCCGCGAUCGAUCUUUGAGUGCGCAAGGUGGCAAGAGCCUCCUUGACGAAAGCUCUUCGGGCCACGCAGAAGAAUGCAGACCACAGCCUCUUGCUGCCACCCUUCGUCUCCGCCACUGAGCUGCGAGUGCUCUUCAGGCUGGACUAUGCCAACACCAUGCGCAUUUUAGGUGUCCGUUCGAUGAACGGGAAGUACUACUGGAAGGACUUCCAGAAUCGCGAGUUCGAGUCGGCCUCCAAACGGAAGGUCCUUUUGCCCUUUGACAUGGUGGCCUACCCACUGCAGAAGUUCGGCUACCAGUCCAUGCUGGUGGAUGUGGAGCCCGAUUGGCCGACGCCUGUGGCAGAUCCCAAGGCGAUCCCAGUGGUGGUCGUGUUGGGCCACAUCAACCACGGGAAGACCACACUACUGGACUCGCUCUGUGGCACGCGGGUGGCUCCAGAGGAGCCGGGCGGCAUCACGCAGGACGUUCGCGCCAUGACAGGCCAAGUGCUCGGGGACGAGAUGGAACUGCACCUCCCAGGUGCCGCAACGAAGGAGGCCCCCGCGGCCAUACAGAGCAGCCCAAAGGACCUGGAGGAAUCAGGCCUCGCGAGCCGAAUGACCUUCUUGGAUACCCCAGGCCACGAGGCCUUCGAACUCUCGCGUGGUCGCACCAUGGCGGCCGCCGAUGUGGCCGUGGUCGUGGUCUCUGUGGAACGGGGCGCCGAGCUGCAAACAGAGGAGGUUCUGAUGCACGCCUCGAAAUGGAAGGUGCCGGUGAUCUUCGCACUGAAUAAGAUCGACCUCCCGGACUGCCACUUGGAGCUCACCCGCGCCGAGUUGCGCAGACAAUGCCAACUUCUACACGAGCACGGCCUGGCAGAUGUGGAUUGGACACAAGAGGCCGAGCAAGCCAUCCCCAUCUCUGCGCUGUGGAAGCAGAACCUCGAGGAGCUGGUCGGCCGCAUCCGGCAGGUCACCUCCAAGAUGCCGCUCCCGUUGCGGCGGCCCAUCAGCUUGAGCAGCACGCCUGGAGAGGCACUACGGUGGAAGAAUGUGGCGAAGAGGACCGAUUUCCUCCAGGGAGUUGACGGUACUCCUUCUGCCAUCGCCUUGAUCCUGGAGGUGGACAAGGCGGGCGAGGAGCAGGGCGAGAUGGUGUUGACCGCCCUGGUGAAAGCUGGCCGUCUGGUGGUUGGCCAGUUCUUUGUGGUGGGCACUUCCUUUGGCCGCAUCACGAACCUUUCGCUGGCCGCCGGCGUGGACCGAAACCGGCAUUGGUCCAAGUGCGAGACCGCCACCGUGGGUGUGGCGGUGCAGCUGACCGGUGUGCGCACACGACUGGGUGGAGACUGCGCUGUGGAUGACUUACUGUUCUCGCUGCCCCGCGAGCGUGCGUGGCGCUUGUGCGAACACCGGCAACGCAUCGAGCAGCUCAUGGCUUGUCAGGUGGCGGGCCCACCGUUGGAGGUGGCCUGGGAGAGUGACGCCACCAUUGAGGCGAGGACGCAAGCAGCCUUUGAGCGAGAUGAGGUGACGCAGCCAGAAGCCCACUCAGGCACUGCCUAUGAGAGACGCUGGCAGCAAGCUGCAGUGGAGGAGGUCUCUGGCCUCGCGGCGACGCCCACCUUCGACCCGGUGCCGCGGCGCGACUUCGCCCGGCGUGUGCCGCUCACGGGCGCGCUUGAGUCUCCAGAGACACGGCCGGAUCCCCGUGCCUCACGCUUCCAACUUCUUUCGCCCAAAGAGGAGGAGGAAGACGUGGAAGAGCCGAUCCCAGCCAGCACCGGCGGCCGCAAGUCCUCGCGGAGGACGACGGCUCGGCCGGUGGCCACAGGUGCUUGGUCUGCGGAUCCGGCCACGGUGGCGCCGGAGAGGGACUUCGUCUACUACAUGGAUCGAAAGGACUGGUCCGAAGAGGCCCAGAUUGACAGCGGUCGGGUCCAGGCUCGUUGGCAGUUUCGAGACGUGGCGCGCUGGGAGGAGGAGAAGCGCAAGGCUCAGUUGCGGGACGAGGAGAAGCUCAUGACGGAGCGCUUGCGACAGGAAGCCUUCGGGGAGACGCCUGAGGCCGAAGAGGCAAAUGAGGAGAGGCGUUUGACGAUGGAAGAAGAUGAGCUGGAUAUGGCGGAUGACUCUGAAGGAGAAGAACCUGUGCAGCCACUUCCCCGCAAGGCGAGGGUGGUCCCCAUCAUCUUGAAGACCAAGAGUGUGAGCCAAUUUGACAUGUUGAUGGAGGAAAUUGAGCGUGUUGGUGCCAUCGCAGGACUGCGCAUCGUCAUCGUGCACGGAGGUCUUGGCCCCGUCAUCCCCAAGGACGUGGUCCAUGCAGAAGUGGAGAAACGCUAUGGUUAUUGCCCAAUCUAUGCGUUCCAGGUUGGCGUGAAUCCCGCAGCCUCUGGUCAAGCCGCCGCAGAGCAGAUCGACAUCCGCAGGUUCAACGUCUUCACGGAGCUGUUGGAAGAUUUGAUGGAGCGCUGCGGCCGCAUCAACCAGAAGAAGGAAAUGCAACAGUACAUCAAUUCCCUCAGGCAGCAUAUUACACCGCCAGCGACCUGAUCAUGAAGGCUGAAGGCGGCUGAAUCAGAUCCGAAGCCAUUCCCGCCGACGGACGAGCCAGUUCUGUCACCAGCUGAGAUGCCUCAUGAGCUGUUCAGAUGGCCAGGGACAUGCCGCGGACAUGAUGGCCAGGGCAUUUGAGGAGCUGUGCAAUCGAAAAAGAAGCAGUGCAGAUCGCUGGUUCGGACGUAGGCGGUCUACCCAGCCAGGGCCAGGGGGUCUCCCUAUGAACAUACACAAACAUACACCGUUUCUGUGGCCUUCCCAGCUUCACGACAGGAUUGCAGAACAAGACUUCCAACUCAG
Molecule: messenger RNA, 3475 nt
Organism: Durusdinium trenchii
Lineage: Eukaryota; Dinophyceae; Suessiales; Symbiodiniaceae
Source: the annotation of a GenBank genome assembly